AUGGCACCUCCCAGAAGUAAAGUAUGGAUAUGCUUCACUAAGCUCGAUAGUACAUUGGCUAAAUGUAAAUUGUGUUCAGUGGAUGUAAAGUAUUGUGGAAAUACGUCGAAUUUAAUGAAACACCUUUUGAAACAUCCAAAUGUCCCAAAGUCAACUGAAGCGCUUAACAAAUUUCUGAAAAAUAAUAGCAAUACUCAAACUAGAUUAACUAGUAUUAUGGGUCAAAGCGUUCAUCCCGUUCAGAGUACUUCGUUAUCGAUGACUAUUCAUCCAUGUACUGCAGACGAACAAAUAGAACAGGUAGAUGAUCCAGUUCCAUACAAUGAUACAAUAACAGUGUUAAGACAGCCAAUUGUUGAAUCGUUCAAAAGAUUAAGUUCCUUUAAAGAGGGUGGGCUACUGCAUUCAAGAACAACAAUGACGUUACUAUAUUUCAUUUGUAAAGAUCGAAGACCAUUUCACAUAGUUCAAGGUGCAGGGUUCAAAAGAUUAAUGAAAGAACUAGUGCCUUCGUACAAGGUCCCAUGUCCAGCCACCCUCAAAAAAGUACUCGAUGAUAAAUAUGAAAUCACUAAAAUAUCAUUUAUACAAACACUAGAAGAUGUACAACAUAUGUCAUUGACUUUUGAUGUCUGGACAGAGACAAUGACAGAAACUAGCUUCCUUGGUGUAACCGUUCACUUCCUAGAAAAUACUGUACUUAAAUCACAAUGCUUGGCCGUCCGUGAAUUAAAAGAGAGGCAUACAGCUGAAUAUAUUGAAUGUAUAUUGAAUAACAUAUUAUUAAAUUGGAAUAUUAACAAAGAAAAAAUAGUAACCAUCAUAACAGAUAACGGCGCUAAUAUGAUUGCUUCAGUCAACAAUGUUUUAGGUAAAAAUAAACACACGCCAUGUUUUGCUCAUACAAUAAAUCUAGUAUCAGAGUCUGUAGUCAAACAUCAAAGUAUUGAGCCACUCAUUACAAAAGUUCGUAAUGUUGUUCUUUGGAUAAAAAGAAGCGUUAUUAUUAGUGAUACAUUAAGAAAAGUGCAAAUUGAAUCUGGAGUCCCAGAAGGCUGUGUUAAAAAAAUGGUAUUGGAUGUGAAGACGAGAUGGAAUUCUACCUUUUAUAUGUUGCAGCGUUUUAUUGAAAUGGUCAAUAUUAUAAGCCCUAUUACAUUGCAGCAUAUAACAGCACCAGCAAUGCCCACAGCCAUAGAAAUAAAUACAAUCAAACAGUUUAUUGAACUACUAAAACCAUUAGAAUUUGUCACCAGAGAGUCCUCUGGUGACAAAUAUGUCACAAUUUCCAAAAUCAUCCCAAUGGUGAACUGUCUAAUGUCGCAGGUUAGUUUAUUGAAACCCAGCGAGGGCAUUAUUCAUGAUGUCCAUAAUAAACUAAAUUUGGAGCUUGUUAAACGAUUUGGGAAAAUUCAGUAUGUUACUCAAAUAGCAAUUUCUACACUUUUGGAUCCGAGGUUUAAAAAUUUACAUUUCAGCGAUCCUAAUGCAUGCUCCAGAGCAAUGUCUGCAUUAAGAAAUUUAAUGAGAACCGAAAUGUCAUCUAGUGAAUCAGAAGGAGAAACCUCAGUAGAAGUAGCUUAUGACUUUUGGGCAACACAUAAAGAGUUGGUUCAUAAUCAAGGCAAUAAAAAAAAGAAAUCAAACCCUGUUUAUGCAAGUGACGAGUUGUCACUAUAUUUGGCUAAUCCAGUGACGUCUCUAUCUUUUGAUCCGUUGGAGCAAUGGGAAGACAUGAAGAAUGUAUUCCCAUUGCUGUAUAAGCAAGCCAGGAUACAUUUUUCUAUUGUUGCCACUUCAGUACCCUGUGAGCGAUUAUUUUCGAAAGCUGGCGCCACUAUGAACCAGGCAAGAAACCGUUUGACAAGUUUAUAG
This is a messenger RNA of Myzus persicae (green peach aphid), 1875 nucleotides long. Its product is annotated as zinc finger BED domain-containing protein 1-like. The record is from RefSeq and is a predicted model, not a curated record. The transcript has 4 exons. NCBI's taxonomy places the organism in Eukaryota, Metazoa, Arthropoda, Insecta, Hemiptera, Aphididae. The coding region runs from base 1 to 1875 and encodes 624 amino acids. Gene Ontology annotation, molecular function: protein dimerization activity; DNA binding.